Molecule: messenger RNA, 2724 nt
Organism: Glycine soja
Lineage: Eukaryota; Viridiplantae; Streptophyta; Magnoliopsida; Fabales; Fabaceae
Product: subtilisin-like protease Glyma18g48580
Exons: 11
Coding region: 64-2415 (783 amino acids)
Biological process (GO): proteolysis
Molecular function (GO): serine-type endopeptidase activity
Source: RefSeq, a predicted model, not a curated record
AAUAUAAGCAGAGGCACAUCAUGGACUACAGCCACCCCAGAACAGAAGAACAGUUGGAGAUACAUGAUGCCAUUCUCCAUCUUCAAACUUGUUUUGACAUCAUUUCUUCUCUGCUUUUUCUUGCAGGAACCUACCAAUGCUCUUAGAAAGACCUACAUUGUGUACAUGGGAGGACAUUCUCAUGGUCCAGACCCUUUGCCUAGUGAUCUUGAAACAGCCACAAAUUCCCAUCAUGAUUUACUCGCUUCUUACUUAGGAAGUCAUGAGAAGGCCAAGGAAGCAAUUAUGUACUCGUACAAUAAGCACAUCAAUGGCUUUGCUGCCAUACUUGAAGAGGAAGAAGCAUCAGAGAUUGCAAAAAACCCAAAUGUAGUUUCUGUUUUCUUGAGCAAAGAACACAAAUUGCAUACAACCAGGUCAUGGGAAUUUCUUGGACUGGAAAAAAAUGGAAGAAUUCCUGCAAACUCUGCUUGGAGGAAAGCAAGAUUUGGAGAAAAUAUAAUCAUCGCUAAUAUCGAUACAGGAGUUUGGCCCGAACACUCCAGUUUCCGCGAUAAAGGAUACGGACCAGUCCCGUCAAAGUGGCGUGGGAACGGUGUCUGUCAAAUUGACAGUUUUAAUGGUACACAGGGAUACUUCUGUAACAGGAAGCUGAUUGGAGCAAGAACUUUCCUAAAAAAUCACGAGUCUGAAGUUGGGAAGGUUGGUCGAACGCUACGCAGUGGACGUGACUUGGUAGGGCAUGGCACCCACACACUGUCAACAGCUGGUGGUAAUUUUGCUCGUGGAGCAAAUGUUGAAGGUAACGGCAAAGGUACUGCUAAGGGAGGCUCCCCAAGAGCACGCGUUGUGGCCUACAAAGCGUGCUGGCAUAAAUUGGACACAGGAGGGUGCCAUGAAGCAGAUAUUCUACAAGCAUUUGAUCAUGCCAUUCAUGAUGGUGUUGAUGUCAUCUCUGCCUCUAUCGGUUCGUCUAAUCCCUAUACCGAAGCUUUGUUAACAGAUGGGAUGUCCAUAGGGGCAUUCCAUGCAGUUGCCAGAAACGUAGUCGUAGUUUGCUCUGCUGGAAAUGAUGGACCAUCACCUUUAAGUGUCACAAAUGUUGCACCCUGGUUCUUCACCGUUGCUGCUAGCACACUAGACAGGGAUUUUCUCAGCGACAUUUCUCUCAGCGACAAUCAAUCCAUUACGGGUGCCAGUCUCAAUCGAGGCUUGCCACCAUCGUCCCCGUCGAACAAGUUCUAUCCCAUAAUUAAUUCUGUCGAGGCUAGACUUCCUCAUGUGUCUAUUAAUGAUGCUCGUCUUUGCAAACCGGGAACACUUGAUCCUAGAAAAGUAAGGGGAAAGAUACUAAUAUGCCUUCGAGGUGAUAAAUUAACUUCAGUUAGUGAGGGCCAACAGGGUGCUCUUGCUGGUGCUGUGGCAGUUUUUGUGCAAAAUGAUGAGCAAAGUGGAAAUUUACUUCUGGCCGAGAAUCAUGUUUUACCUGCUGCAAGUAUCAGUGGAACAGGGAAUGAAAGUCAAGGAGGUGCUUUCAACAUCAGCAGCAAGGGGGUCUUAGCUUACUUGAGUGCGGCAAGGACACAUAUAGGAGUAAAGCCUGCUCCAAUCAUAGCAGGAUUCUCAUCCAGGGGCCCCAGUUCCGUGCAACCAUUAAUACUAAAGCCAGACAUAACUGCUCCUGGUGUGAACGUAAUUGCAGCUUUUACACAAGGAGCAGGUCCGUCUAAUAUUGCAUCAGAUAGACGUCGGUCUCCUUUCAAUGUGCAACAGGGAACUUCUAUGUCUUGCCCUCAUGUCGCUGGCAUUGCAGGUCUUCUCAAAGCAUAUCAUCCUACUUGGAGUCCAGCAGCUAUCAAAUCAGCUAUUAUGACCACAGCUACAACACUAGACAACACGAAUCAACCCAUUCGCAAUGCAUUUGAUGAGGUAGCAACUCCAUUCGAAUAUGGUGCCGGACACAUUCAACCUAACCUUGCAAUUGACCCUGGACUCGUUUACGAUUUACGCACCUCCGAUUACUUGAACUUCUUAUGUGCUUCUGGUUACAACCAAGCUUUACUCAACUUAUUUGCCAAAUUGAAAUUGCCUUACACUUGUCCCAAGUCUUACAGAAUUGAAGAUUUCAACUAUCCUUCAAUUACGGUGCGUCAUUCUGGGUCAAAGACCAUAAGUGUUACUCGUACAGUUACAAAUGUUGGGCCUCCAAGCACGUAUGUUGUGAAUACUCACGGGCCGAAGGGGAUUAAGGUUCUUGUUCAACCAUGUUCGUUGACUUUUAAGAGAACCGGAGAAAAGAAGAAGUUUCAGGUUAUACUGCAGCCAAUUGGUGCCCGUCAUGGGUUGCCUUUAUUUGGGAAUUUGUCUUGGACAGAUGGCAGGCACAGAGUAACCAGUCCUGUUGUAGUUCUGUAAUGUAACCUUAGAAGUUAGAAGUUGCUCUCAGCAUUGUUAUGUUAUCACUGUCAUUUGAGUGUGUUUGCGUUUGCUGUUUUUAGGCUGUAAUAUAAGCGUGCUUCCUACUCCUGUUGUGUUAAACUUUGUCUAAACUAGUAGGAAGGUUUAAAAUUUCGAGGUAUUGAACUCUGUUGCUUUGGAGCUAUGUUUGUAAUAGGCACACUCUAUCAUGUAUGGAACCCGUAUCUUUGAAAGUCUAAUUAAUAGACAAUGUUGAGAGUUGAGACCCUAUCUAAAUAAUAUUGAACAAUUUUAAUUAGGCUCUAA